Messenger RNA from Dermatophagoides farinae (American house dust mite), 562 nucleotides. RefSeq names its product transmembrane protein 14C. Gene Ontology annotation, cellular component: mitochondrial membrane. The record is from RefSeq and is a predicted model, not a curated record. Lineage: Eukaryota; Metazoa; Arthropoda; Arachnida; Sarcoptiformes; Pyroglyphidae. Gene Ontology annotation, biological process: regulation of heme biosynthetic process.
UAAAUUUUUAGACAAAGUAAAAAUUUUUUUUGUUGAUAAAAUAAUAUAAAAUUAUUAUUAUUAUCAACAACAACAAUCAACAAAUGGUUGACAAUAGUCUUUUGAAUACGACAACUCGUACUGGUGUUAUUGAAACAGUGGAUACAUUUGAAUCGAAUAAUUUUUUCGGAUUGAAAAUGCCUGCAGAUUUUUUAAGCAUCGGUUAUGCAUGCAUUGUAGCAUUAGGUGGUAUCAUUGGCUAUGCAAAAGCUGGUAGUGUUCCAUCAUUGAUUGCCGGAUUAGGUUUCGGCGCUGUACUUGGUGUUGGUGCCUAUUUUACAUCGGCAAAUCCAAGACAUUAUCAUCUUUUAUUAGCAUCUUCAUUGGCAUUAGCCGGAUUAAUGGGAUAUCGUUUCUAUAAAUCGGGAAAAUUUAUGCCAGCUGGUUUAGUGUUUACAUUAUCGGCUUUUAUGGUACUACGAUUUAGUCUUCGUUUCAUUACUAAUCGAAAUUAUUUUUGAGCUGAAACAAAAAAAACCUGGAAUCAAAUAAACAAACAAACAAACAAAAAUCCCAUGCACAC